Anoplophora glabripennis (Asian longhorned beetle) is the source of this 1785-nucleotide messenger RNA. RefSeq lists its product as uncharacterized. NCBI's taxonomy places the organism in Eukaryota, Metazoa, Arthropoda, Insecta, Coleoptera, Cerambycidae. The transcript is spliced from 4 exons. The coding region runs from base 141 to 875 and encodes 244 amino acids. The record is from RefSeq and is a predicted model, not a curated record.
GACUAUGACAUAACAUCAAAAAAUAAAGUGAAGGUGAUCUUAGCUGCUAACAUUAUUAUUAGCUGGAUAUUUUUAGCUAUACAAAACAAUUUAUUAGAUGCUCUGUCCAGGAUUAAUCAGGCAUAAAAGUAGUCAAUAAAAUGGAUCAAGUUUCGAAUGUAUUUAACGGUUUUACAAACAUAAUGGAUCAAAAUAUACGAGGAGUACAGCUUGGCUGUUACUCUGUAGCUCUAGUUGGGCUAACAGUUGCUAUGCGAAAAGUGAGACCGUUUAGUAAAUUUAAAGCGCCUUCUGACAUCCCUAAUCAUUUCGUUAAAGAAAGGCGUGAGUUAACGGGCUUGGUGAAGCGAAUUGAACCUGACGGCGCUUUAUUGAUGGUACAGCAUAAGCCCUUGGUUAAUAUCCCUUUGAUACCUUCUGGUCAGUUACCUGUCAAAAUAACAGGGGUCAAUGUCACCGGACUGGGAAUAAGCUGGUUACAGACUGUAGUUGUUGGCAGCGAAGUAAAAUUUGUACCUAUUUUGAAAGGACGAAACUUGGUAGAAUGUGAAGUUCUGCUUGUGCAACCUUCUAAAGAUAAGAAGAAGAAGCCACAGUUAGUAAACAUAGGAGAGAGCUUGGUGAGAAUAGGUUUCGGAGCGACAGAGAACAAUGAAAAAGCUCUUGUCGAAGAUCGUCUUCGCUCGCACUAUUACAACCAACUUCGUAAUGCCGAGUUAUACGCGCUUCGCAAGAGACUUGGCCUUAGAUAUUACAUAAAACCGACUAAGAAAGUCCUUAUGACUCUAGGAAUUUACCUGUACGUGCUUCUGGGGAAGACCUACCAGAAAAUCUCCAAUCUUCCUUAUAAACUGCCAAAGAUAUACGCGUCAUAGCAGCAGCGGAUUCAUAUAGCGCUCGAUUGUGCUAUUCUAGUCUUACAGAUCCUCGCCAUUUACAAUAUAAUCGCCUUUUUCUUCUAUCCGAAACGUAAAUCGCCAUGGCAGGACUUGAGUAGUGCCAUAGAGUUACUUCUUUAUGAUUAAUAUAUACUAACAUGUACACAUUUUUUGAUAUGAUCGAUCGACAUGUUAAUUAAAUUGGAAGAUAUGUGAUAUCGAACAAUCCGCUGCCGCAGGUAGGGUCAAGUUCGUACGUUUUCAUUUAAUUUUUGGCGCUGACUGAGAUCGUUUAGUUGUGACUACCUUCAAGCAUUUAGUGGGCAUUUAUUUUAGUGUCCUAAAAAGAACUGAACCUCCGAUAACUUUUCAAGACAGAGUUCUAUCAAAGAAGGUUUGCGAUGCAGAUUGUAAGAUAUCUAGAAACCAAUAUACUGUUGACCUUGGGGUUGACCUUGACUUUAAAUUUCAAGGUCAAACCAACAUCAACUUGGACAUUAAAUGGAACACUUUAUUUUUUAUGCUGACAAUCAAUACAAUGCUGAAUUUUAUGUUCGAUUAGGGGGUAAAAAAAUUUUCUGGUAUGUCCUAGCAUGGCAUUUGAAACUCAUUUUUCUCUGAAUAUCUCAACAAGAAUUUUUUAUCGAAAUCUGUGAUCAGAGAUUUUUUCCAGGACUCUUCUUGUAGAUCACAAUGAAGGUCAAACACAUUUUUCACAAAAAAUAACAAAUAUAAAGGAAAAAGAUAAAUAUAAACAUGCAAAUUGAUGAAAGCUGAAGAAAUUAUAAAAAAGGCAAUUAAUAUCUGUAGGUAUUUGAAUUUUUCAGAGUAAAUGUUCGAAUUAGUGGUCGUCUACAGUUUGACGGUUCAUAAAAAUAAAACAGCUUUCUAAUCAUAUUUUUAUCUA